Solanum verrucosum is the source of this 633-nucleotide messenger RNA. RefSeq lists its product as uncharacterized. NCBI's taxonomy places the organism in Eukaryota, Viridiplantae, Streptophyta, Magnoliopsida, Solanales, Solanaceae. The coding region runs from base 1 to 633 and encodes 210 amino acids. The transcript has a single exon. The record is from RefSeq and is a predicted model, not a curated record.
AUGGGAAAGACAAUAUUUUCAUCUUGUUGCUACUUCAUGUGUCCUUCAAGAUCAUCAAUGGUUAACCUAAUAUUUCACGAUGGAUCGAAGAGGGUGGUCACCGGAAAAAGGCUAGCCGGAGAGAUAAUGUUCGAGUUCCCAGACUGCAUGGUUUGCCAUGCAGACUCAUUCUACAUCGGAAACCCUAUUCCCUCCUUAAACAUAGAUGAUAAGCUCAAAAAUGGCGAUACGUACUUCAUUCUCCCUCUAGAUUAUUUUCUAUCGUGUAACGUGCUCUCAGCUUCUACUCUAGCUACCCUGGGCUCAAACCCUAGACGGACUCCAGUCAACUUCAAGAACCCUAUUUUUCAAUACGUAAAGGCGGAAAAUGGUAGGGUUUUGAUAAAAGUGUCACAAGAGUUCAUAAUAAAGCUACUUACAAGAGGAAAUGAAGAUCAAGAAAAUAUUAUUACAAGUCCUAGUGAUGGUAAGUUUUUAUGUAAUACACCAGAAUUAAAGAAACAAUAUGAACAAUUAGUUGGUACAAAAGGGCAAAUUUGGUCACCUAAACUAGAGACUAUUUCUGAAUAUAAAAUUAGGUAUUCUCCUUGUAGGUUUAUAGGGUUUGAAUGGAAGCAAAAAUUAGAAGAAUGA